AUGCGGAGAUCAGUUGAGAUUCCUAGGUCGCCAAGUGGUUAUGGGUUUCGUUUGAAGAACGAACGUCCCUGCCUCAUAGAUCAUGUUUUAACUGGGUCUAGUGCAGAAAAAUCAGGGGUUAGGGCUGGCGAUAUAUUGCUCAAAGUGAACGGUGUGAAUGUGAUUAAUGUUACUCACGAAGAAGUUGCCUCGUUGAUUUGGCAAUGCCAUGAAAAGUUGUUCAUAGAGGUUGAGUCACAGGAAUCAAAGUUUAGCCAAUGCAUCAUUGGUCCUUUGGAAUCCAGUCAUCAAAAUUCACACUGUAUGACUAGUUCAAAACACAAAGCUUAUAGUAGAACGACCUCCGUGUUUGUUUAUGCAGGCUGUGUAUUGGUGCCUACUGAUUUUAAGUCAUGUACUGAAGAACUAUCAAUUCUAAGGAGGAAAACUAACUCAGUGAUUAAUAAAAUACAUGUCCGUGCGAUAUCAAUAUGUAUAGUCGAUAUCUGUUUUGGUGUUCUCCAGGUUCUUCUUCAUGACACAUAUACUGCUAAAUACCCGGCUAGCUGUUUGUACUCAGCUGGUCAUGUUGAUUUCGAUGAAAAGUUUCUUUACAUUGUUACUCGCAAUAAGACUAAAUGUAAUACGAACACGAAGAAAGUCAGUGGGAACCUUGGAGAAAAUGCUUCUGUUCAGUCAAUGAACUGUCAUGUAUUCAGAACACUACCAGCAAAAUUUUUAUCACAUCCGGGUCAUAUAACGAUUGCAAAGACGUUUGGAAUAAUCUGUUCAUAUGACCGCUUGACUGGUGAAUGCUGUAAUUUUCCUUCCAGCACUACUUGUGCAUUGUCCCAUUUACACACUAUGCUGGAGGAUCCAGGCAUACACAGCACUAUGAGUACUGGGGAUCUUCGGAGCGUUUCACGACGAAGUUCCGAAAUUUAUCACAGUUCGGUUGAUGUUUCUUCGACAGAAUUUCACAUGGAAUCAAAUUCAAUAGCACCAAGUUUCCAGGAUCCAAACUAUCAUGUUAAUCAGCCUAAAAGAUCACGUAAUUCUCUUCCUGAACCAAUAAAUCCUAACUUGAUCUCAAAGUUUUUGAAGGUCACUUCAUCUUUAAGUUCACGAUUUGUGAGUUCAAAGAAUUCUUUGGAAACGGUAAAAAUAAAUUGUGAUGAACAACCACCGAAAAUUAGUUGUUUUAGUUCUACUAUUGAAAAUGAAGAUACUGAAAAUAUAGAGCCACCUAAUAAUCCGUCAACUGCGUCAUCAAAUCCAAUAUCAUGGGCGGAAGAUUUUGAUAACCUUCUAAAUGACCCUGUUGGUUGUAAUGAAUUUAGGAAAUUUCUGAUAACAGAAUUCAGCAAUGAAAAUCUUGAUUUUCUGCUUUCAGUCCGUAGAUGGCGUCAUGUCUUCGAAACCGGAAAUGUGAAAAAAAAAGCAAAUGAGAUAUUCGAUAAAUUCUUAGUUCCUGAUGCUCCUCAAGCUGUAAACAUAGAUCAUUUAGCUAUAAAGUCUGCCUCAUCUUGUUUAUCACAUCCUCACGUAGAUAUGUUCUUGGAAGCUGAAAAUCAGGUAUAUACAUUAAUGAAAACCGAUUCAUUCCCACGUUUCUUAGAGUCUUCUAACUAUUUAUCCAUACUAAAUCAUUUCAAGGUAAAUAAAUCUUCCAGAAAGUCAACUGUGCGAAACCAAUCUAAAAUUUUUAAGAACAAGUCAGAUGUUUCUAUAGAUAGAAUGUCUUCGAAAAUAUCAACAACUACUAACCAACUUCGCAAAGAUGAGGAUAGAUUGAUAUCAUCGCAAGUAAACAGUUGUACACAUGGUAGUUCUCAAGUGAACAAAACUAAAAGUGUAGAUAUGCAUAGAAGUGAUAAUACUGCUACUCCUAGCGCUGAGAUCAAAGACAAAUUGAAUAAGGAAUUAAACCCUAAAAGUUUCAAGUCCAAUUUAUUGAGAUUGAAAAGUAUGAACAUGAUCUCCCGCGGUUCUAGGAUGGCCAACAGUCCAUGUUCAGUUUUAAGUGAAUCUUCAAAACAAAAUUCCUUUGCUAUAAAGUAG
Messenger RNA from Schistosoma rodhaini, 2040 nucleotides. NCBI's taxonomy places the organism in Eukaryota, Metazoa, Platyhelminthes, Trematoda, Strigeidida, Schistosomatidae. The record is from the annotation of a GenBank genome assembly.